Sorghum bicolor (sorghum) is the source of this 708-nucleotide messenger RNA. RefSeq names its product histone H3.2. Gene Ontology annotation, molecular function: structural constituent of chromatin; protein heterodimerization activity; DNA binding. The coding region runs from base 107 to 517 and encodes 136 amino acids. Lineage: Eukaryota; Viridiplantae; Streptophyta; Magnoliopsida; Poales; Poaceae. The transcript has a single exon. The record is from RefSeq and is a predicted model, not a curated record. Gene Ontology annotation, cellular component: nucleosome.
GCCGCUCCCAACUCCAUCUCACCCAGCAAUCUCAAUCUCCCGAGCAAUCACCAGCAGAAGAAUCCUCCGGCGAAGCAAAGCCCAAGCCUCCCUCCCCACUCACUCGAUGGCCCGCACGAAGCAGACGGCGAGGAAGUCCACCGGCGGCAAGGCGCCGAGGAAGCAGCUGGCGACGAAGGCGGCGCGCAAGUCUGCCCCGGCGACCGGCGGGGUGAAGAAGCCCCACCGCUUCCGCCCCGGCACCGUCGCGCUCCGUGAGAUCCGCAAGUACCAGAAGAGCACGGAGCUGCUGAUCCGCAAGCUGCCGUUCCAGCGCCUGGUGCGGGAGAUCGCUCAAGACUUCAAGACUGACCUCCGCUUCCAGAGCUCCGCCGUCGCCGCGCUGCAGGAGGCGGCCGAGGCCUACCUCGUCGGGCUCUUCGAGGACACCAACCUCUGCGCCAUCCACGCCAAGCGCGUCACCAUCAUGCCCAAGGACAUCCAGCUCGCCCGCCGCAUCCGUGGGGAGAGGGCCUAGAGCGUCGUCACCGUGGAGGAGGAAGUAGUAGUCCUAGUUUCUGUCAUCAGUGUCGGAUCAGAAGGUGUAGAGAUGUGCUGGGUUCUUUAUUAGUUUGUGUUGGUCGGAUCAUGCAGAAGUUGGUUGUUCACUGCUGUAAUUUAACUAUCAUGAUGCAAUGGUAAUGAAGUCGUCAGUUAUCAGCUCCCAAA